Ostrea edulis (European flat oyster) is the source of this 1942-nucleotide messenger RNA. Its product is annotated as autophagy protein 5-like. The record is from RefSeq and is a predicted model, not a curated record. Gene Ontology annotation, biological process: cellular response to nitrogen starvation; C-terminal protein lipidation; nucleophagy. Gene Ontology annotation, cellular component: phagophore assembly site membrane; Atg12-Atg5-Atg16 complex; cytoplasm. Lineage: Eukaryota; Metazoa; Mollusca; Bivalvia; Ostreida; Ostreidae. Bases 147 to 953 code for a protein of 268 amino acids. The transcript has 8 exons.
AUUUUCACAAACGUCGAGAUGAUCCAGACUAGUUAGAGCGUUGAGUUGAGUCGAUUGACAUUGUUCUGCAAGAAAAGAGCAUUAUCAGCUGGAAGAAGGGGAAAUGUAGCAGUAUGUGAUUUCAUUCUGCUGUGUUCAGUCAAAUAAUGGGCGAGAACCGCGAGAUACAGAAGGGCGUGUGGGAGGGGCGGAUCCCCGUGGCCUUCCACCUGUCGGAGGAUGACACAGAGAAUGAACACCCAGAUCCUGUUUAUUUGAUGUUGCCCAGGAUAAGUUACUUCCCCUUGCACACAGAGAAGAUAAACAAACACUUUAUAAAGUUUGUCAAUGAUGAGCAGGCUGAAGAAAUGUGGCUGGAGUAUGACAACCAACCUUUGAAAUGGCACUACCCAGUAGGAUUGCUGUUUGACCUUUAUUGUUCGGAAAAUUCUCUCCCAUGGAAUAUUACAGUUCAUUUUAAGGAUUUCCCAGAGGAAGAACUUCUGCACUGUAUAAGUAAGGAUGCCAUAGAGUCCCACUUCAUGUCCACUGUUAAGGAGGCUGACUCCCUAAAACACAGAGGACAGGUUAUAAAUAGCAUGCAGAAGAGAGAUCACAAACAGCUGUGGACAGGAUUACUACAUGAUAAAUUUGAUCAGUUUUGGUCUGUGAACCGGAAGCUUAUGGAGUCCAAUGGAGAAGAGACAUUUAAAUACAUUCCCUACAGAUUAUAUAUGUUAGACAGACAUUAUGUCACCAACUUGUUCCGCCCUAUGACAGAUGAGGGACGUCCACAAGUUCUUAGACAACUUCUAAUGUCAGCAGUUCCACAGCUCUUCAAUGAAGAUGAGGAAUUUCAGAAGCAUGUCCGAAUCCAUGGCACGGAGCCUUCAUUGGAUACACCCAUUUUCUGGCUCUCUGAAAACUUCAGCUUUCCUGACAAUUUCCUGCAUCUGUGUAUAAGUGAAACCUGACUAGAUGGAACAGAUUUUGCCAAUCAUAUCAGCAUUUCAUUAGCUCAUGAUUAGUUUUUGACUACAUGAAUUCAGAUGACUGGUUUUAUGAGUUUAUAUACAUGUAUACACCAGAUUAUCGACAUGUACAAUGCAUGUGUGCAAUACAUUUUAUUGUUCUGAGACUGUUAAGGAGUGGCAAUAAUUGCUAAACUUUGUGAUAUUUUAAUGAUUAUAUACAUACAUCAUGUAUUUUAAUCAUGUGUUGAUGCAUAUUGUGAUUCAAAGCUACAAUAUCAUGGUCUUGCAGUGUCAUUAAAUGUCAUUAAAUGUAUAUAAGGUUAAAGAAAUGAUAAUUAAUACUUUAUAGUAUUUAAAUAUAUUGUUAGGAAUUUAAUACUACUGAAAAAAAAGGAUGAAAAUAAAAUGACCAAUUCAUUUGUUAGAUAUAAAAAUAUGUAAUCCAAGAUUGAUUUGUAGAUUAAUAGUUCAGAAGAAUGAAUUACUCUACAUGAAUGCUAUUUUAAUGUCAUGUAUAUGGGCAAGAAUUCACUUAUGGUCCAAAAAGUGCGACAGUGGUGGAAAGAAUUAUGAAUUAAAUACUUCGGUAAAACAAAGAGUGUCAUUUUAUAGUCUAUCCCUGGUGGUAUUUGGAAAUAUGUAGCAAUAGUUAAAAACAAAGUUCGAAAAUCAUAAAAUCGGCAUUAUCUACAAAUUUUGCAGUAUGUAACCUUGACAAAAAAUUAUAGUAUAUAUAAAAAAAAAGAAUAAACUAUUGUCCAAGUACGAUUAGACAUUUUGUCUUAGACCACCAAUUACUCUAGUGAAGCACCAUUAUAUACACAGUGAAUGGAUUUAGUUUCCUCUCAAUUUCAAUACGAAAAUGAAUGACAAUAUUUUUUAAUUGUCAAUGUUACAUACUGUACGAAUUCUUUACACUAAAAGCAGUUAUCUAAUGUAAUUUUAUAAGGUUUUUCUGUUUUCAUACAAAUAAAUGUUUUUAUCAAUUA